Molecule: messenger RNA, 2618 nt
Organism: Oncorhynchus keta (chum salmon)
Lineage: Eukaryota; Metazoa; Chordata; Actinopteri; Salmoniformes; Salmonidae
Gene: gnl3
Product: guanine nucleotide binding protein-like 3 (nucleolar)
Exons: 15
Coding region: 435-2114 (559 amino acids)
Cellular component (GO): nucleolus
Molecular function (GO): GTP binding
Source: RefSeq, a predicted model, not a curated record
ACCCAGUGGGAUAGUUUUUUAUUUUAUUUUACUAGGCAAGUCGGUUAAGAACAAGUUCUUAUUUUCAAUGACGGCCUAGGAACAGUGGGUUAACUGCCUGUUCAGGGGCAGAACGACAGAUUUUGUACCUUGUCAGCUCGGGGAUUUGAACUUGUAACCUUUCGGUUACUUGUCCAAUGCUCUAACCACGAGGCUACCCUGCCGCCCCAUUAGUGAAUAAUACCAACCCCACUUUUAUUUUGGCACCAAGAAUAGUUUAUAAGCCUAUAUGUAAUUGAUAUGCCUAUAGUGUUUUACGUGGGGUACUUUUAUUUAGGAAAUGCCGUGACCCGGAACUACUUUUUUUUGUGCUGCUGACGAGACUCAGACAGCUAGCUCCUGGUUCCACGUGCAGCAGAAUUUUGUAAUCGCAUUGUCAGACCUAUAGCACUGCAAUGAAGCGUCCAGGGUUAAAGAAAGCAAGUAAACGCGUGUCUUGCUCCAAACGUUACAAAAUACAGAAAAAGGUCCGAGAACACAACAAAAAACUAAGAAAAGAUGCAAAAAAGAAAGGAGUUGGCAAAAAAGUGAAAAAGGAUAUUGGAGUUCCCAACAAAGCACCAUUCAAAGAGGAUAUUCUGAGGGAAGCAGAACAGAGGAGGUCAAAGCUUGAAGAAGAAAAGGAGAAAAAGAAGCUUGCCAAGCAACAAGAACGGGCUCAGAAGAGGAAGAAGGAAAACUCUGCCAGCAGGGAUGCAGACCCUAAAGCAAAGAAAGCUAGAAAGGAGUUACCGUCACAGGAGGUCCUUGUGAAACAGAUGGUGAAACAAAGUGACCCAAGGAAUUCGAAGAAGCACCUUUGUUCAGAAUUAAACAAGGUGAUCGAUGCCUCUGACAUCAUUGUUGAAAUCCUAGAUGCAAGAGAUCCUCUUGGCUGCAGAUGCCCACAGCUAGAGGAAGCUGUGCUGAAGGGGGAAGGAAACAAGAAACUACUAUUCCUGUUGAACAAAAUAGAUCUUGUCCCUAAAGAGAAUGUGGAGAAGUGGCUACAGUGUCUUCAGCUUGAGUUCCCUGCUGUGGCGUUCAAGGCAUCCACACAACAACAGGACAAAACAGUGCAAGAGAAGAAGGCCAGGUUUGCAACUCUUAACGGAGUAGUAGACCAGACCAAAGGAGUGGCCUGUUAUGGCAGCAGCAUUCUUCUCCAGCUCCUGGGGGACUAUGCAAAUGCAACAGGGAGAGGGGGCUCACUAAAAGUGGGCUUAGUCGGGUUCCCAAAUGUGGGUAAGAGCAGUCUGAUCAACAGCCUGAAGGGGAUGAGGGCCUGUAAUGCAGGAGUCCAGAGAGGGAUCACCAGGUGCUUCCAAGACGUCCACAUAUCUAAGAAUGUCAAAAUGAUUGACAGCCCAGGGAUAGUGGCAGCCCAGUCUAACCCAAAAGCUGCCAUGGCGCUGAGGAGUCUCCAGGUGGAGGAUAAGCAGGAGACUGUUCUAGAGGCCGUCAGGACCCUGCUCAAACAGUGCAACAAGCAACAGGUAAUGCUUCAGUACAAUGUUCCAGACUUUAGAAACUCCCUGGAGUUUUUAUCCUUUUUUGCCAAGAAGCGUGGAUUUUUACAGAAGGGUGGAGUCCCCAACACAGAACUGGCUGCCUCUACCUUCCUCGAUGAUUGGACAGGUGCAAAGCUGAGUUACCACUGCAAAGCCCCUGAGAAGCCACGCCUUCCCUCAUACCUCUCUGAAGACAUUGUAAGAGAGAUGCAGAAGGGGUGGGACUUGGACAAGUUGCGGAAAGGCAACGAGGAGACUCUAAGAAGUGUAAAGUUCCCAAACCAGGCCAGCAGCAUUGUCCUCCUGUCUAAAGGCCCUACCGCCGGAGUGCUGAGUGACGCUGUUGAGGACAAACCUCCAGAGCCCACUGAGGAAGAUAUGGAGGGUAGCUGUGAAAAUAAAGAGGCUGGUGGGGUUAAAGAGGUGUCUGAGGAAGUGACUGCGGAAACAGAUGAACCACAAAUAAAGACACCAGUCACAAACAAACAAGCCAAGGUGAGGUUACAGAUUCCUGUCCCAGUCAACAUUGACCUCUCCUCAGUCCACACAGAUGACACCUAUGACUUCAACACAGAUUUUAAAUGAACAUCUGUCCUUUUUGUUUCUCAAGUCUUUUGUCACGUCUAAACUGUACUGGCACCAUCUGUUCUGUAGACCUGUGUGAUGGAAAAUCUUAUUUUAGUGGCUUAAAUAAUCCUUGGUUCUUGGUAAAGAUAUGAGGGGGAGGUGACAUUACACUCUCCUACGGACCAUCUGGCAGAACACCCAGAAUAUGUUCAUUGGGUUGGUUCCGGCAACGUGUCGGUAACCAGUAUGAGCUCUUAACAGGACUGCCCUGAGUUCCUGACAGACGUGUACGAUGAUGCAUCAAGUAUGCUAGAACCUCUCCACUUUAUUAAUAACAGUGAAGAUUGACUUAUUUGUCCCUGUGUAGAAUUUCCAUGACAGGCUAUUAGAAUCAAGUGACUGUUUAAGGCCUCUGUGCAUGUAACCUGUAUAAUGAGUUGGUAAAUGUUUUGCCUUUUGAGUACAGGACCAUGUGAAUUUUGUAUAUAGCCUCAAAACAAAUAAAUUGAUCCAUAAUUUCAA